Messenger RNA from Laccaria bicolor S238N-H82, 231 nucleotides. RefSeq lists its product as uncharacterized. Gene Ontology annotation, molecular function: DNA-binding transcription factor activity, RNA polymerase II-specific; RNA polymerase II cis-regulatory region sequence-specific DNA binding. NCBI's taxonomy places the organism in Eukaryota, Fungi, Basidiomycota, Agaricomycetes, Agaricales, Hydnangiaceae. The transcript is spliced from 2 exons. Gene Ontology annotation, biological process: regulation of transcription by RNA polymerase II. The record is from RefSeq and is a predicted model, not a curated record. The annotation marks the transcript as partial.
UGUCCUAUACCGGGGUGUGGGAGUACGUUUACGAGGAGUUUUAAUUUGAAAGGCCACAUCCGCUCCCACAACGAAGAAAAACCAUUCCAGUGUCAUUGGCCCGGAUGCGGGAAAGGGUUCGCGAGGCAACAUGAUUGUAAACGGCAUGAACAGCUGCAUACGAAUUAUAGGCCUUUUACGUGCGAUGGGUGUAAUAAGCAGUUUGCGAGGAUGGAUGCGCUUAAUAGGCAU